Colletotrichum acutatum is the source of this 1061-nucleotide messenger RNA. RefSeq lists its product as uncharacterized. The transcript has a single exon. The record is from RefSeq and is a predicted model, not a curated record. Bases 310 to 1017 code for a protein of 235 amino acids. Lineage: Eukaryota; Fungi; Ascomycota; Sordariomycetes; Glomerellales; Glomerellaceae.
GAGGAAUCUUAUCCUUCGCCUUGCAACAGAAACGGAGGAAGGACCGAGUGAAUUCGGGACUGGGAGAAGAGAUUUCAUUCUCAGGGUAAGGGGUGUUGAUAUCUUUCACACAAUGUGGAUAGCUAUUGCCGCCUGUAGGCCGAUUUCGGCUUCCCCAAGAACGUGCUUUCUAGGGAGAUGUUUGGCGUCGGGCUCAACCUUCAAGGCUGGAAACCUCCAGACUACAUGUACCCGCCAUAAUUUGCUCUUUUGAAGUUCUUUAAACAGCCAGUCUCUAUGAGCUCCAAGGCUGCGUGAAAACAAAGCACGAUGGACAGUCGUGCGGCCAAGGAUCAUCAACUGGACCUGCAUCGCCGCCAGUACCGUCGCUCUGGUGACAGACACGUCACAACAAGGCACACACAACUUGUAGAACCAUGGACAAGCCUUUCUAGGUCGAGAAGGGUGGAUCAGGCGCCGGAAAACGAUUUACUCCAAGCCGCAAGAAGUGGCAAUGGCAUUGUGGAAGACUGGCUUGCCAAUGUCAGUCGUCGAGGCGUCGAUACUAGAGAGUCUGCAGAACGACUACAAUCAAGUCAAGACAAGAGCGGUGCUCAAACUCCAGGAUGGAGACCGCACGGGAUUUCCUUCCAGGACACUGUUCGAGGUAGUCAUAAACGCGCCCUAUCACGAGACAGCUCCAUCAUCCCCGAGCCGAUGACGAAGAAAGCCAGGCCAUCUCCAGCGUUACCUAGCCAUGGCUACAUCCAUCGCUCUCUCGUUCCACGUGUUACAGACUUUCCCAUACCAGCAGAUAGUUCUCCGGCCAGAUUUGAGAGGCGGACGAGACACAAAACAAGAGAAGAUCGUUACGAUUCUCGGAAGAAGCCCAAGGAAAAGCGACGCAGGGCCCCUGAGGAGACUGCCACGCGGUCGGAAAUAGCGCUGAAGAAGUCAAUUUCAUCGGGCCGAGACGUCAUGAACAGCUUCCAACCCGAAACCGUUCUUAACGACAGACUCACGGUGAGGAAGCAUUAGAUUUCCGAAUAAAUCUUUGUUGACGAAUAUGUAGCUCCAGCCGU